Molecule: messenger RNA, 1878 nt
Organism: Mixia osmundae IAM 14324
Lineage: Eukaryota; Fungi; Basidiomycota; Mixiomycetes; Mixiales; Mixiaceae
Exons: 4
Coding region: 1-1878 (625 amino acids)
Source: RefSeq, a predicted model, not a curated record
AUGGGCGAGGCUGACGAGACAGCCGCAGCACCGUCUUCCAAUUCGACUUCUCCGCUGAACACACCUCAUUUGCCCGCUGUCACACGGGUGCCCUCUUUCAUCACUUCAUCCAGAGCCUAUUCUGUCAUUGCCCCAACCAUCAAUUCACUCUCCGCUUCCGCUGGCAUAUCCAGAACGACUACACCUGUCCCGUCUGAUGCAGAGGAAGAUACUACAGAGGCCUACCAGGACGCUAAACAAGGAAGCAAGUCUGCAAACGCACUUCACAUAGAUCGCUCCACGGAACGAGUACCGUCGCGUCAGACCGUCGGCACGUCUCAGAGCAGCUGGACAAAGUCAGGCACACCCGGUGUCAGACCUGCAGUGAGCUCGCCAAGCUCGCGUGUGCCCAAGCGGACGACUUCGACGCGAGGUGUAGACGAGAUGCCGCCUCCAACGAUGAAGUCUCCGCGCAGCGGCAAAACGGCCGGCAAAGUCGUGCCUGUCAGCGCGACAAGGAGCAAGCUGAGCAAGAAGCAUCUCGAGCAAAGCAUCAGACUGGCUUCUGAAGCUCUCGAAGAAGACAAGAAAGGCGGUAGAGAGAGUGAUUAUGCAGUGGAUUGCUACUUCUCUGGCUUAGACUACUAUCUCAAUGCGCUGCCUAAGCUGAGCGCAUCUGGACCGGGCGAGGAUGACUUGACGCUGGCUCGCAAGACCGCUUUGCGACAUAAAGUCAUGAAGCUGCUAGAUAAAGUGGGUGCAGAAGACGUCGAUGAAGAUGCUGCACGCGUAUAUGCCGAGCAACAGGAAGGUGCUGCUUCGGGAUGGUGGGGACCGCGACUGCGACGUAUCUCCAGUACCUCUGUACUCAAUGGCGGUCGAGCCCGUCCUGCCAAUCUGCAGGCAAACGCUCAAACGGGCGCAAACGGCUCGACUGUCAUCAGAGGCGAUCCCGCUCUUGGCACGAGCACAGAGAUCGUCACGACUUGUCAUUGCGGCCGUCGCGUCUCUGUCAAGCUUCCUCACUGGAUGACAUUGCCUGACGAUGGUAUGCCGAAGACUUGGCAAGAGGCCAUCAUCGCUACCUUUGUAGCUGGCGCAGUCUUUAUCAAGAACAGUCCCUUGCCAUAUCUCAUCGCGACUUUCUUUGCAACGAUCAUACAACUUGCACUCUACCUCAAUCAGAGGUUCAUGCUCCAGCAGCGCUUUGUGCUCUUUAUGUCGUCCUGUUUGGAGGCAAUGGUCCAGCUCGACAGAGAUCUUCAUAUCCAUCGCGCUGUCGGCGAAGUGGCCCACGUUCUUUGGGAAGCCGGUGUCAAGAGCGCAGUUGCGUUCGCCCGCGCCGAGGGUUUCAGACCGCCAGAAGCGACCCAACCGUUCCCUUCGAUGAUAGAAGGUCGUCCGCGAUCAGACUCGAGCUCUAUCGCCGGUACGCCCCGCUCGGGUUAUCAGAGUCCUCAUCAGAUCGCGGGCGGUCGCGAGGACGAUCUCGCACGUGCGAUGGCGCAGCGUCGGCCGGGAGCACUCGCUCGACGCAGUGGCAAAGAUACCAAACCCACAUGGAAUUCGUCUUCUGCAGAUUCAUACAGCCGAUUCGUUCCAGGUGAAGCUGGGGGUACAGGCGACAGGCUGGCGAUGCCCUCGCCUAGCCUGCCCGCAGUACCUCGCAGCGCAGGCACAUUCAGUAGCAAUGCCGCCGUUCGCUCUGCGUUAGGCGAAAGCGGCGCGACAAGCCCAGCCUUCCAGCAUUCGCCUCUGGCUCCCAUUGGCACAGACACGCCGCCAUCCUACUUUGACGAGACACACGAGGGUACAGAGGAUGAAGACGUGUCGGCAAAGCAAGCCAGCUGGGCAAGAUCUGCUGCUGGCGCUGCGCUCCGUCUGGGACGGAUGAGAUGA